This is a messenger RNA of Dipodomys spectabilis (banner-tailed kangaroo rat), 2071 nucleotides long. RefSeq names its product glycerol kinase (gene Gk). Gene Ontology annotation, biological process: glycerol-3-phosphate biosynthetic process; glycerol metabolic process; triglyceride metabolic process. Gene Ontology annotation, molecular function: glycerol kinase activity. The record is from RefSeq and is a predicted model, not a curated record. The coding region runs from base 130 to 1788 and encodes 552 amino acids. The transcript has 20 exons. NCBI's taxonomy places the organism in Eukaryota, Metazoa, Chordata, Mammalia, Rodentia, Heteromyidae. Gene Ontology annotation, cellular component: mitochondrion.
UGAAACGCGGUCAGAGCCUUCAGCCUCCCCGCGCAGCCUCGCCCUCGUGUUUGACUGCUUGCUGUUUCCCAGCCGGCCACGGUCAUCCAGGAGGCCGGCCAAAUUGUACAUCGACCUAAAGGUGGUUUCAUGGCAGCCGCGAAGAAAGCAGUUUUGGGGCCGUUGGUGGGGGCAGUGGACCAGGGUACCAGCUCGACACGUUUUUUGGUUUUCAAUUCAAAAACAGCUGAACUUCUUAGUCAUCAUCAAGUGGAAAUAAAACAGGAAUUCCCAAGAGAAGGAUGGGUAGAACAAGACCCAAAGGAAAUUCUUCAGUCUGUCUAUGAGUGUAUAGAGAAAACAUGCGAGAAACUUGGACAGCUCAAUAUCGAUAUUUCCAACAUAAAAGCUAUUGGUGUUAGCAACCAGAGGGAAACCACCGUAGUCUGGGACAAAUUAACUGGAGAACCUCUCUACAAUGCUGUGGCUGCUCCAGUUUCUCCUGAUUCUUCAGUUCCAGUUGCCGUUGUUCCCUCUGGCUCUUCAGUUCCAGCUGCUGGUACUUCCUCAGUGUGGCUUGAUCUAAGAACCCAGUCUACUGUUGAGAAUCUUAGUAAAAGAAUUCCAGGAAAUAAUAACUUUGUCAAGUCCAAGACAGGACUUCCACUUAGCACUUACUUCAGUGCAGUGAAACUUCGUUGGCUCCUUGACAAUGUGAAAAAAGUGCAAAAGGCUGUGGAAGAAAAUAGAGCUCUUUUUGGAACCAUUGAUUCAUGGCUUAUUUGGAGUCUGACAGGAGGAGUCAAUGGUGGUGUCCACUGUACUGAUGUAACGAAUGCAAGUAGGACAAUGCUUUUCAACAUUCAUUCUUUAGAAUGGGAUAAAGAGCUCUGCGAAUUUUUUGGAAUUCCAAUGGAAAUUCUUCCAAAUGUCCGGAGUUCUUCUGAGAUCUAUGGCUUAAUGAAAGCCGGGGCUUUGGAAGGUGUGCCAAUAUCUGGGUGUUUGGGAGACCAAUCUGCUGCUUUAGUAGGACAAAUGUGUUUCCAGGAUGGACAAGCUAAAAACACGUAUGGAACAGGAUGUUUCUUGUUAUGUAACACAGGCCAUAAGUGUGUAUUUUCUGAGCACGGCCUUCUGACCACUGUGGCUUACAAACUUGGCAGGGACAAACCAGUUUAUUAUGCAUUGGAAGGUUCUGUAGCUAUUGCUGGUGCUGUUAUUCGCUGGCUAAGAGACAAUCUUGGAAUCAUUAAGAGCUCAGAGGAAAUUGAAAAACUUGCUAAAGAAGUUGGCACUUCUUAUGGCUGCUACUUUGUUCCAGCAUUUUCAGGAUUGUAUGCACCUUACUGGGAACCCAGUGCAAGAGGGAUAAUCUGUGGACUCACCCAGUUCACCAAUAAAUGUCACAUUGCUUUUGCUGCCUUGGAAGCUGUUUGUUUCCAAACCCGAGAGAUUUUGGAUGCCAUGAAUCGUGACUGUGGAAUUCCAUUGAGCCAUCUGCAGGUAGACGGAGGCAUGACCAGCAACAAAAUUCUUAUGCAGCUUCAGGCAGAUAUUCUGUAUAUUCCAGUAGUGAAGCCCUCUAUGCCUGAAACAACUGCCCUAGGAGCUGCUAUGGCAGCUGGCGCUGCAGAAGGAGUUGGUGUUUGGAGUCUCGAACCUGAGGAUUUGUCAGCUGUCACAAUGGAGCGGUUUGAACCACAGAUCAAUGAAGAGGAAAGUGAAAUUCGUUACUCUACAUGGAAGAAAGCUGUGAUGAAGUCAAUCGGUUGGGUUACAACUCAAUCUCCAGAAAGUGGUCUCCCAUAAAUAAGGCCACCUCCUGUAUUCCCAAGAUGCAAGCUUUUGACCUAAUGAGAGAAUGCAACAAUUCUAUCUCUUGAUAUGAUCACACUAUUCACACACUCCGAUUUGAUUUCUAAGCCACUAGCUGCAUGAUUCUCCAAGGAGACCUGUGGCUUGAAAUAAAGAAAAUGCAGCAGAACAAAUGCCACAGAAACAUUCAGUGUAUUUUUUAACAUGGACAACUAAGUUGGGCCAGCCACCUUGGCGGCUGACUCCUCCAUGGUAAUAAUGUCCUACCCCACUCCCU